ACGUGCCUAAUGACCUUGGGCGCUUCCAUUGCUCCGGGACUUUCCCAGUGACGUCACUGAGUGGGUACGGCUUCCUGGGCCAAAGCUCAAUAACAAACAACAUGGCGGGCAAUGCACCAGUAGUUUACAUUAAAAGAAAACGGUCGUCGUCAGGAGUUUAUUGUAUUGCCCCAGGCUGCACAAAUGGAUUUUAUACGAAGAAGGAAGAAGUACAUUUCCAUAGGCUGCCACUAACGGAUGAGAAGCUGCUCAAAGCAUGGGUUAUUUCCAUGAAACGGUCCGAUCCGCCGCUGAAUCACUACGCACGUGUGUGCAGCGAACACUUUAAAAAUGACGAUUAUGUCCACAAAAUGAGGUUUGAUGAGUCUGGAUGCCUGGUUCAAUACAAAACAUCGGAUUUGAAGCCAGGAUCUGUUCCCACAAUAUUCGAUUUCUCAACGUAUGCAGUCGGGAACACCGACCGUCCCAGCACGUCGGCCGAGCAAGACAAUGACAGUGUCAACAAACGUGAAGUUCGAGCCACCAAACGAGUUGCUUCAGCUGCCGAGAGAGAGGUCAAACGAGCUGUCCAUACUGCUGCAGGGUUGUUGUCCUGUCAGACAGAAGAUACAUCCUGCAUAGGUGCUGAUGAUGCAAGUGAUGAUUCCCAGGUACUGGAGGCACACACAACUAAACGUGGGCAGUCAGUGACUGUGGCCACACAGACGGAACCACUGGAACCAUGCCCGUGUAAAACUGUGACUUUGGUGAGUGUGCAGACUGGGACCGAUGACAUCAACAACAGUCAGUUGCUCAGUCAUGAUCAUCCAUAUUGCGUCAGCAGGGACAUUGCUGGUGGAUCCGCCACACUGGCACCUGCAGAUGCAAUGGCCAAAGCACCACCGAGUCCAACACCUGAUGUGUCAAUGCCUGAAGAAGAUGCUUCCAGCUCUGGGGAGAGCAUUCCAGGGACUGAGUCUUCUUCGUCGGACUACAGCCCUACUGAAGAUGACAUUAUACAGAAUGACAGCGAGGAUGAUGGAGAACAUUCAGUGGAUGGCGGAGAAGAUCCAGUGUCAGACAAAAAAUAUCUGGUAUCCCAUGCACAACCGAUGAAGCUGUUUUGUGUAUGCGGAAAAUGUGUGAUCAGCAGGCCGUACUGUUCAGCCAAAGGCUUUGGACUGACAGUGAAAACUGACUGCAUAGAUGGCCAUGAGUUUGUGUGGACUUCUCAACCCCUCUUAAAUGGCACAAUGUCCUGCAACCUGUUAGUGCCAGCCGUGAUUUUCCUGACUGGAAAUGCUUAUGGCCCAUUUUCUGAGAUAUGCCAGUGUCUGGGCCUGGAAUCACUCUCGACAAGACACUGCUGUAACAUCCAGAGAGUGUAUGUGCUGCCGGAAGUUACCAGUGUCUGGAACUUGCAUAAUGAGGCAGUGAUGGCAGCAACUGGCGAUCAGGUUGUCACUGUGUCAGGCGAUGGGCGAUGUGACAGCCCUGGUCAUUGUGUUACGUUUGGAACGUACACCAUGCUUGAUAUCAAACCCGAUCACAAUGUGACAAUUUCCAUACUAGUCACAGACUUCCACCCUGCAGUGCAGAAGAUGCUACGUGACAAGACCAUCAAGCAUGAGUUUGACUUGUGGCACAUUGUGAAAGGUGUGAAGAAGCGGAUGCUGCAGAGCAGGAAUACCGAGCUGAAGGAGUGGGUGCGCAUGUACGUUCCAAAGCGCAAGAAGUUCACGGAGGAGAGCUUUCAGGCACGCCUUCGCCUCGCCGCAUUGGAUCACAACCACAACAUCGACCGUGAGCAGGCACAGACCAAGAAGGGGGCACUGCAGUUCAAACUGCAGUACUCAACGCCUGCUGGAGGAUAUGUGGUGAAGGCGAUGAAGACACCAAAAAGCUACAACUUCCGAAGAGACAUCAUGGUAGGGGUAGUCGAGAGGUGUUUAUCAGCAUCGUCCAUGAGGUCCGAACUUGCAGAACACCGUCAUACAGAUGCAGAGAAGGAGAAAAGGACGCUUGGUGCGCAUAAAGGCCUGGUAAAACCAUCGAAGGAGGAUGCUGUGGCACACCACCUAAGUCGAUUUGUGAACAAGUAA
Molecule: messenger RNA, 2081 nt
Organism: Gymnodraco acuticeps
Lineage: Eukaryota; Metazoa; Chordata; Actinopteri; Perciformes; Bathydraconidae
Exons: 4
Coding region: 102-2081 (659 amino acids)
Source: RefSeq, a predicted model, not a curated record